This is a messenger RNA of Sebastes umbrosus (honeycomb rockfish), 3056 nucleotides long. It is a transcript of the gene gcnt4a, whose product is annotated as glucosaminyl (N-acetyl) transferase 4a. The record is from RefSeq and is a predicted model, not a curated record. Bases 194 to 1483 code for a protein of 429 amino acids. The transcript has 3 exons. Lineage: Eukaryota; Metazoa; Chordata; Actinopteri; Perciformes; Sebastidae. Gene Ontology annotation, molecular function: acetylglucosaminyltransferase activity. Gene Ontology annotation, cellular component: membrane.
CUGGAUGUGACCGGGCAGUGGGCGGACCUCUCUCCGACACCCCUCCAACCUCUCCUCUCAGUCUCUCCAGUGCGCGAUGGAUCCCGGUCUGUCGGCCGCUCGGCUCUCUCUUUACGGUGUGGUCGUUAUGUGGAGCUGUGGGAGAAGUUUGCAUGGCACGAGAGCUGCGCAAAGACAACUUUAGAGAGCAAGAAUGAAAAUAAGAUGUGCCCACUACACACAUAGAUUGAGACACAGGUGCUUCCUGUUUUCUCUGUCUCUGCUGGCGGUCUGUCUGCUCAAACUGGUCUACAUUAAAGUGACGGUGAGGGACAGCGUUUACAUCGAGCCCUACGGAAUCAGCGGAAGCUUAUCCAGUACCCACAACCACAGGUAUGACAUCAACUGCACCGCCGUCUACGAGCUCGACCCCGUGGAGAUAGGCAAAGCUCUCGAGAUAAAACGGAAAGUCAUUGUCGACGUGGACGAUGAUAGCACCGUGAGUUUGACCUCGGACUGUCAAACAUUUCUCAAAAGGAGGGGUUACAAUGACGGUCCGGUGUCGGAUACGGAGCGGAGCUUCCCGUUGGCUUAUUCCCUGGUGGUGCAUAAGAAUGCGCCCAUGGUGGAGCGUAUUCUUCACGCAAUCUAUGCGCCUCACAACAUCUACUGCAUUCACUACGAUCAGAAAUCCUCUCCAGCGUUUAUAAAGGCCAUUAAAAACCUGGCUCAGUGUAAUCCGAAUGUGUUCAUUGCCUCAAAAUUGGAGUCCGUGGAGUAUGCCCACAUCAGCAGGCUUAAUGCCGACCUAAACUGCCUCUCUGACCUGCUGAGGUCGGAGGUCGAAUGGAAGUAUGUCAUCAACCUGUGUGGCCAGGACUUUCCUCUCAAGUCAAACUAUGAGCUGGUAACGGAGCUGAAGCAGCUGAACGGCAGCAACAUGCUAGAGUCCAGCCGACCCAGUGAACUCAAGAAACAGCGCUUCAGCUUCAAGCACGAGCUGAAAAAUGUGCCUUAUGAGUACCGUCGUAUUCCCGUCAAAACCACAGUGUUCAAAGGUGUUCCUCCUCACGGUAUCGAGAUGUUCAUCGGGAGUGCGUAUUUUGUCCUGUCACGGGAUUUUGUGAAUUACAUUAGCAGCUGCCAGGUGGCAAAGGACUUCCUGGCGUGGUCGGCUGACACAUACUCGCCAGAUGAACAUUUCUGGGCCACCCUGGUCAGGGUCCCUGGAGUGCCUGGACACAUUCCCAGGUCAGAGGCCGACAUUACCGAUCUGAGGAGUAAGACACGACUAGUCAAAUGGAACUAUUUAGAAGGAAAUCUUUACCCGGCCUGCACGGGUACACACAUGCGGAGUGUUUGCAUCUACGGAGCUGCUGAACUUCGCUGGCUCCUCAACUACGGCCACUGGUUCGCUAACAAAUUUGACCCCAAAGUGGACCCGAUCCUGAUUAAGUGUUUGGAGGAGAAGCUGAUGGAAAAACGUCAAUACGUGCAAACAUGAUACUGAAGGGAAGAGGAAAUGGGACGAGGGGGAGGAGAGAGUAGCUCCAGUAUUUAUUAUGCUAUUAGGUAAAGGUGCAAAAAUGACAUCAAAUACAUUUAAUCAUUGUACUGAAGCACAAUUCUGAGAUGAAGGGCACUUUACUUGAGUAUUUUCAUUUUGUUAGAUUCCACUACCUAUUCAGCCCAGCAGCCAGGAAAAAAUGUCGGCAUUGUACGUUUCUGUAAACCACGGGUACGUUGAAUGUCGAUGUUUUUGCAUUCUGUCAGAGCAAGUGAUGUCGUAUAGCGAGCGACGCGCAGAGCAAAUGACGUAUUAUGUCGAGGAACCGUUAUUGAAAGUUACGUAGAAUAAUAACGAGUAUAACAAGCGAGAAAGUCCGCUAAGGAUGGGUGGGGGGUUGUGGUGGACCGGUCCAACAAACACAAGACUUUCACCCAGGAGACCGCUAUUCGUGUGUCGUGUGAGUCAACGUUGCGCUUAUAUACUAUUUGUGUUUGUUACGUAACGUUGUUACCGCCUGUUAUGUAAUGUUACGUAAGAAAGUCGGCUAAGGGUGGUUGUUAUUUAUUUGCGCUAGUUACGGUUGCUACGUUGCGUUGGUAUUAUUAUUUAAACACAGAUCAUGAUAAUUUUUCUAACCUUAACCAAGUAGUUUUUUUGACUAAACCUAACCAAUCAUUUCACAACGUUAACCACGUGGUGUUGGCAUUUCUGUGAGCGCGAUACAAGGCUGAUAUGAAACAUACUUUUGGAAACGUGUCUGCGGUGUGCAAAAACAUAUAAUACCAACAUUUUUUCUGGUGACUGGGUUGACCAAUUUCAUUAUAAGACAUUUAACUUGUCAGUGAUUGUCAGAUUAAGAUUUCUCAAGCAAACAAAGCUAUUGUUUAGAUACUAUCCAACACUAUAUGGAGAGGUGCCGCCUGAACCUCCUGCAACAUUAAAACACUGCAUCACUAAUGCAUCAGUAAUUAAACACUGUAAAAGAGGUUGUACUUCAAAAUGAGUUAUUUUACUUUUACUUAAAAGGUACAUUUUGCUAAUAUCUCUUAACACUGAUUGCUGGACUUUUAAUGAAUUAUUUUUUCAAAGUGGUAUUGGAAGGGCAUUCAAAUUCUCUUUCCACCUCUUCUUGAUUAUUCCAUCCUGUCGCAGCACGAUACUAAACGGCCUUUCCACAUUAUCUCAUUCAUUCUAAUCAUUGUCAGUCUGUAACUUUCACUGAACCACAUAGGGCAUUAAAUCAGUACUAGAAGGAAAUGAAAAAAGUGCCUUUGUCUUAAAGAAUAAUGGGUUAAAAUGUGAUCCUAAAAACAAGUGCCACUCGAUAUCACAUCCAAAUACAGCGUCCAUGUUGUUCUUGAAUUUGAUUCCUGAAACUAUACUCUUAAUAUCGAGAGCAGAAAUACCAAAGACUCCUGUUGUUCUCAUGUAUUCUGUAAAUCAAAUGCUUUUGUUUGUUUGUCUCAGUUUUUGUCAUGAAGAUAGCAAUUGAUUUGAAAAAGUUUAGAUUGAUAUGAAAGGUUGUGAUUUCUGGUGAUUGAUGUAUUCCUGAAUAAAAGUAUGAUGC